Molecule: messenger RNA, 893 nt
Organism: Lepidothrix coronata (blue-crowned manakin)
Lineage: Eukaryota; Metazoa; Chordata; Aves; Passeriformes; Pipridae
Gene: GNB3
Product: G protein subunit beta 3
Exons: 8
Coding region: 168-893 (241 amino acids)
Biological process (GO): G protein-coupled receptor signaling pathway
Cellular component (GO): heterotrimeric G-protein complex; cytoplasm
Molecular function (GO): signaling receptor complex adaptor activity; protein binding
Source: RefSeq, a predicted model, not a curated record
CUGACUGGAGAAAGCAAAGGGACAAGGGGCUUCUGGCCAGCGAGGAGCUGUUCUCACCGGGGAGGCAGCUGUGAGGGUGCCAUCCAGAAGGGACUACAACCCACCUCAUUCUACAGAUCCCGAAUCAAGGCUGCCCCACGUGAAGGAGCCACCCCUAGGUCAGAAAGAUGGGGGAAAUGGAACAGAUGAAGCAGGAGGCUGAGCAGCUGAAGAAGCAGAUUGCGGAUGCCCGGAAAGCCUGUGCAGACACAACACUGGCUCAGAUUGUUUCUGGAGUGGAGGUUGUUGGCCGCAUCCAGAUGCGGACCCGAAGGACCCUGCGGGGGCAUCUGGCCAAGAUCUACGCCUUGCACUGGUCCACAGACUCCAAACUUAUGGUCAGUGCCUCACAAGAUGGGAAACUGAUUGUGUGGGACACAUACACAACUAACAAGGUUCAUGCCAUCCCUUUGCGUUCUUCCUGGGUCAUGACCUGUGCCUAUGCUCCCUCAGGGAAUUUUGUGGCCUGUGGGGGUCUUGACAAUGUGUGCUCCAUCUACAGCCUCAAGUCUCGUGAAGGCAACGUCAAAGUGAGCAGGGAGCUCUCAGCCCAUACAGGAUACCUCUCCUGCUGCCGAUUUCUUGAUGACAACAGUAUUGUGACUAGCUCUGGAGAUACCACGUGUGCGCUCUGGGACAUUGAGACAGGGCAGCAGAAGACUGUGUUCUUGGGACACACCGGAGACUGUAUGAGCUUGGCUGUCUCCCCAGACUUCAAACUCUUUAUCUCUGGGGCUUGUGAUGCUACUGCCAAACUCUGGGAUGUGCGGGAGGGUGCCUGCCGUCAGACCUUUGGAGGACAUGAGUCUGAUAUCAACGCCAUCUCUGUACGUAUGCUGUCUGCACAGGGGUAG